AUGGCAACCAAGGUGGGACUCGAACCCACAACCUUCAGAUUAGAAGUCUGCUGCGCUACCAUUGCGCCACUCGGCUUAUUACAUAUAAUUUUUGGAUAUUCAAAAAUACUUUUGUUGUUUUUGUUUGACUCUCUAAUUAGUCAUUUCAAUUAAAAAUAAUAGAUAGAUAGAUAGAUUUAUUAAUUUUAUUUACUUUUUGGUCAAACUAAGCUUGAAAAUUUCUAAUUACAAUAUGAUGUUUAUUUUUAGUAAUUAAAAAUAAUUUAAAUGGGAAAAAUAUAAAAAAUUGGCAACCAAGGUGGGACUCGAACCCACAACCUUCAGAUUAGAAGUCUGCUGCGCUACCAUUGCGCCACUCGGCUUUUUCCAACAAAUUACUCUAUUUGCAAGAAUACCUUGCUUACUUUCUAUUUAUUUUAUCAGAAAGGAAAAAGAUUUUAUAAUUGA
Tetrahymena thermophila SB210 is the source of this 447-nucleotide messenger RNA. RefSeq names its product transmembrane protein, putative. The record is from RefSeq and is a predicted model, not a curated record. The transcript has 2 exons. Lineage: Eukaryota; Ciliophora; Oligohymenophorea; Hymenostomatida; Tetrahymenidae.